UUUACACUACGGAUUAGUUUUCGUCAUUUACGUACACCAGUAAAAACAAAGAUGGAGGCAGUGCCUCGACUGCCGAUGAUAGCUUUCGAGCUUAAAACAAGCCCAGAAUAUGUGGAUUUUGGACCAGUAUUAAAACAGUAUAUAAGAGACAAUUAUGGAGAAGAUCCAGCAGAUUACAACAAAGCUUGCACUGAUCUUGAACAGCUUCGACAGAGUGCAGUGCACGUAUCACAUGACUUCAUGGGUUGCAGUACCUUAAAAAAAUACUAUGCUCAGUUGCAAUUUCUUCAGGGAAGAUUUCCGAUGACUGAUGGGGGCCAAGCUGCUCUGCCGUUUACAUGGGAGGACAUUUUCAUGGCAAGAGAAGUCACCCUAGCAGACAUCAAAUUUGAGCAGGCCUCAGUGCUUUACAACAUUGGAGCUCUACACUCUAUCCUUGGGUCCAUGGAAACGAGAACAAAUGCAGAUAGUAUGAAGGUAGCCUGCACACACUUUCAGUGUGCCUCGGGGGCCUUUGAAUAUCUCCGAGACCACUUUGGAUCAGCCAUGAUGAGCCUCGACUUUUCGCACGAGCUUCUGACGUUUCAUGUCAAUUUAAUGCUGGCACAAGCACAGGAGUGUAUUCUGGAGAAGUCCAUGAUUGACAGCAGAAAAAGCUCCAUCACAGCCAAAGUGUCCGCCCAGAUUGUGGAAUUCAACAACUUGGCUUUGAAAUCUUUGGAACCUGCUUACAAGGAAGGGAUAGUGCCAUCUCGGAAAUACAAGGAGUGGAAGAAAAGAAUGGAGCUGAAGAGCCAGUUUUAUGAGUGCAUCACCUGCUUCUACAUGGGUAAGCAGUCCGAGGAACAUCAGAAGUGGGGGGAGUGUCUGGCCUACUACACAGAGGCAUUCAACAAGCUCAACGAGUGUAUCAAGAAGGGCAAGAGUGAAGAUGGUGAUAUUCAAGAAUCGUUUAGAUUUGCCAUGGAUGUCAUAGGAGGAAAGUACCAGUCUGCAAAGAAGGACAAUGAUUUUGUUUACCAUGACAAAGUUCCAGACUUUGACAGCCUACCAGAGGUGAAAGGGGCCUCUCUAGUGAAGGGUAUAACCUUUAACCCCAGUGACCCAGAUGUGUCUGGUCCAGAUUUAUUUCAGAAACUGGUCCCAAUGGAGGCUCACGAGGCUUCAUCACUAUACAGUGAAGAAAAGGCCAAACUCAUAAGGAGAGUAUGCGGAAAUAUAGAAGACAAAAAUGCUGAACUUGUACAAUUUAUGUCUUCUCUGAACAUUGACCAAUCAAGCUUGAGCUUCGAGCCAGAGAAUCUGCCCCAGGCUCUCCUGGAGAAAUGUGCUGCCGUGUCUGUCAAACCCAACGCUAUCAAAGAUUUGGUGGAAGCCAUGUCAGGUGUUUCAAAUGUGGCUACAGAGGUUGAUGUGAAUUUGAAAGACAUCACUGCACUUCUCGAUAACGAAGCGGAGGAAGAGGAAAAUUUUCAGAAGCAGUUUGGCAAGCGAUCAACAAAUCCUAUGUUUGAAAACAUCAGAAAGGAACUGGCAUUAUUUUCUGAGGGCCAUAGGAAGGGAAGUCAAUCCAACAACGAUCUGCACAAAGCAAUGAAUGCUCACAUCACCAAUCUAAAGCUCCUCGGUGGGCCUAUUGAAGAUAUCAAGAAUGCAUUACCAUCUAAAGAUAAAGAGAAAAGUUCUGAGGUUGAUGCUGUUACUGGUGACCUGAAAAGACUGAUAUCCAAGGUGGAGGAAAUGAAAUCCCAGAGGAAUAUGCUGGAAGAACAGUUUAGGACCGAGGUCCAGAAAGAUGAUAUCACUCACAGAAUUGUGACACAGGAGGGGGGUAACAAGCAGGUGAUGUUUGACCAGGAAAUUCAGAAGCACAAGAAGGUUGAAGAGUUGAUUAUGCAAAAUCUGAGGGCUCAGGACAACAUACUUCGGGCACUUACAGAUGCUAAUGUAAAGUACGCACCAAUACGCAGGAAAUUCAGUGAGGUUGCCGCAAGGCGAGAAAUGAUGAUCAAGGAUCUGAUGAAUUCAUUUGAUGUGUAUGAAGAUCUGCUGGCAAAGUCUCAAAAAGGACAGGAAUUCUACAGGAAACUAGAAAGCAAUGUUUCCAAACUUCUGACUAGAUGUCAGGGGUUGUGUAAGAUUCAGGCUGAGGAAAGAGAACAAAUAAUGAACAGGCAUAAACCCAAAGAUCCUCCUCCUAGACCAAUGGCCCCCAAGCCAGACAAUACAGUUGCUGACCCCGCCAGUGCUUCUAUAGCUUGUGAUGGUUCUCUCCCCACGGCCACAAUGCCCCCACAACCAACACUGAACACUAUUCCUGGAUUUGAAGGACCAAAGUUAAAAGACUAUUUACCUUUCAUGAAACCAAAGACUUUUGGCAAAGACAGAGAUAAGAAUAAAAGAAGUUCUUCUCGGCCCGAGUCUGACAAUGCGAGGUCAAUGCCAGGUGAUUUACCUGGCUCAGCACCCGUUCUGCCUCAGAACUUGCCAAAUCAAGGUGACUUAAGCAGUUAUCUCCCUAGAGCAGAUCUGCAGAACCCAUCAAUUCCACAAGUCUCUGCUUUCACAGGAAGCCAACAUCCAACAAGAGGCCAAUCGGCAUCUCCAACAUUUAGGCCCCCCUUUAAUCCCACACAUGUUGAUGUAGGGCAAUCCUACUCCUCUCCCGGUCCAAGUCCUGCUCCGAGCCCUGCCCUUCCAUCACCUGCCCAUAGUCCAUUACCACGGCAACAGUUCAGAUCCCAGUCAUUGAGCCCUGUGCCACACAAUGGAGCCCAGAAUCCAACACAGAGCCAAGAAUAUCACAGUUUGCCAGUAGGAUAUAAUUCAGGUUAUCUUCCCCAGGGUCAGAGCUCACAAUAUCCAGCAAUGUCUCAAGGGCAAAUGCCUGGAUAUCAGGGUGUUCCUCAAGGUCAGAUACCAGCGUCAGGUUCAGAUUCAAGCAGACAAGGAAUGAUACCUACUCAGCCACCUGGCAAUUAUUACAAAGACGAUCCCAGACAGUUCCCACAGGUCAGAGAUCCUAGACUCUCUGCUGCCACAGGUACUGUAGAACAACAAUCAGGUCAUUCUUUAACUCAGAUGAUGACAGGUCAACAGAUUCCCUCUAGUCAAUUACAGCACAGUCAGUCCAAUAUGGUUGUUAGUCAAGCACAAGCUGUCAGUAAUGUUGGUCAAGGGCCUUCAUCUCAUGGGAGUCAGUAUUUUCAAAGUCAAUAUCAGCCAACAUCUCAAAAUGUUUCCAUGCAACAGCCACAGCAGUUUAGUCAAGCACAGCAAUCCCAAGGAGUUGUUAGUCAAAGUCAACAACAGUUUUCAAAUUCUGUGGCCUCAGAUGUUCAAAAAAUGAACCAACAGCAAAAUAUGUAUGCUAAUCAGCAAGUAAACAGCAGUGGGUACCCAACCAAUCAGAAUGCCGCAAACAAAAAUUUACCUAUGGCCAACCAGAUUGAUCCUUACACAGGAGGAAGGGCCUCUCCGGCCAACAUACACUUGGGACUGCCCUAUGCCAGCACCCAUCAGUCACGCCCUGCCACUUCCAUCAGCCAUGGCUUUGAUAAAUUCUACACAGUGGACAGUGGAGAGCAGAACUUGGAAUAUGGUCAUCAGCCCCACGAUCAUAGUGGCUACGCUCCAAUUCAGUCUGGCGGACCACAGCUUCACAAUUCAAAAUGGGAUGCUGAAUUCCCUCAAGCCCAGAAGAAAGAAAAUGAUGCUAAAGAAGAUCCUAGGUAUCAGACAGACGGUUUUGGAAAGCUAUACAUGCAAACAGGCAUGCCGUAUGCCAGCACACACAUGUCUAUCCCAGCCAUUGCUACUAGCCAUAUCAGUACACAGAACCUUUCUCAGUCUAACGCAGUUCCAGUUCUUACGUAUGGACAUCUUGGAUAUGGCCCUCUGUCAUCCACCAGCCAGUCUGCCACUAACCUGACUCAGACAUCAUCAGUACAAGCUUCAGCUAAACAGCAAGUUUCAGUAACACAGCUGCCUUCAGCUCAACAGCAGAUGCCGAGAUUUCCCUCAGGCAUGCCUUAUGCCAAUACAUCCCAGUCUAUGCCAGCUAUGUCCUUUAGCAAAAUGAGUAAUGCAACACAGAAUCCAGUGAUGUCAAGUAAUUCUGCUCAGUAUUACAUGAACAUGUCUGCCACUCAAACCCAAACUCAGACUGUUACUUCAAAUGUUUAUGGUAACCAAGGGAAUUAUAUGAGCAUGCAUCAGCCUCAGCAACAAUUGCAAUCUCAGCAGGGACCACAGUACAUGCAAUCUCAAGUGCAGCCACAAACAUCUGACCGUGGUCCACAGAGUCUUGGUGGAAGCUUCUCACAAGGCCAACAACUGAGUCAGGAAACUGGCCAGCAGAUGUACUACCAACAACAAGCAUCAGGAUAUCCACAGCAAAGUAUGGCUAGUUAUCCAGGAGUGCAACAACAAUCCCAAAAUAUGGCUCAGCAAACACAACAAAGAACACAGCAACAACUCCCACAACAAAUGACACAGCCGCCACAGCCACCACAGCGAAUGGGACAUUAUCCACAAGAAAUGGUUAAGCAUCCGCCACAGCAAAUGGCCCAGCAACCUCCACAACAGAUGGCUCAGCAACCUCCACAACAGAUGGCUCAGCAACCUCCACAACAGAUGGCCCAGCAACCUCCACAACAGAUGGCUCAGCAACCUCCACAACAGAUGGUUCAACAACCUCAGCAACAAAGGUUUCAGCAACCUCCACAACAAAUGACACAGCAGCCUACCCAACAAAUGACUCAGCAAUUUCCACAACAAAGGUUUGGACAACAGAUGGCACAGCCAUCACAAAUACAUCCAGUGGUGCAGCAACAAUAUCCACAACAGAUGACUCAACUACAGCAACAACAAGCACAAGCUAGGAUGCUUCAUCAAGGAAUGAUGCAAGCACAAGGGCCACCUUCACAACAUUUGCCACAAGGAGUUAUGCAACAACAGCAAGGACUUGUCCAACAACAACAACAACAGAUGUCAUCAGCGUCAAAUUAUCAAUAUCCCUCUGCAGUUUCAUACCAAACUACCAGUGGAACUUCAAACCAGUUGUCCACUGGCACAGCUUAUCAAAGCUCCAUUGGAGGAGGUUACCCACAGGCAGCCAGAGGUGGAUCGUACCAGCAACCUAACAGUGGUUCUUAUCAGCCAUAUCCUGCCAGCCAACAAGCUCCCAACAUCUACCAGACAGCGCAGGAACCACAAAGAAAUCAACUUUCUGGCAGUCAGCAAGAACUUCAAGGCUUGUUUGACUCCUCUCAGUCCACACCACUGCAGCCAUUACAGCCACUAGUGGUGAGCCAGCCCCACCCAGCUCCCGUGGAAAUGACACCACAAACCACAACACCGACAUCAUCCUCAUUGUCACCACCUAUGAAACAGAUUUCCAUUGCCCCCCAGCAAAAAUCUCACCGACGUCAAGAUUCCAGUGCCUCUACAACCUCCCUGGACGACAUUUUAUCCACCAGUCCAAGUAUUCCCCCAAAAUCCUCAACUGACCAUAUGCUUACCCCCAAAGUUCUUACUGCACAGGAAAUUGAACAACAAAAAGAGGAAGCUGUGUUGAAGAAUCAGUUAGCUCGACAGUCCUCCAAGGGCCCAUUCACUGACCCCCUGGUGAAGGACAGAUUUGUAGGGGAGGUGGAGAAACUGGCCAAGUAUGUGGAGAGUCUGACGAAACCUACGUGCUCAGGGCCCACCAACCUGGAUCUGGCCUGGAAGGAACUUACAGAUGAACAGGAUAGAGGGGGAAAGAAGUCUUCUAUGGCCAUUGCUAGAUGCUACCCAGCCAAAAACAGAGAACAGGACAGCAUGCCAUAUGAUGAGAAUCGAAUAGUACUUGCCACGAUGAAAGAUGAUUACAUCAAUGCAAGUUCUGUAGUGGACUUGUCACCUAAUUGCCCAAAGUUUAUCACAACACAGUCACCACUUCCUGUUACACUCACAGACUUCUGGGUAAUGGUAUAUGAGCAGGGGUCAGAGGUCAUUGUGAUGCUCUCCAGUGAAACGGAGCAAGGAAAGAAAUUCCCAGAGUAUUGGCCCCAGCAAAAAGGACGAACUGAAUACCAUGGUCCUAUAACCUUGACUCUUCAAAGUAUAAAGGACAAGGUCAACUGGGUGGAAAGAAUUAUUCAUGUAAACCACAGUGAGAAAAAGCAAGGAAGAACAGUGGUACAACUACAGUACAAGAACUGGCCAGUCAGUGGUUUCCCGGAGAAUAUUUCCUUUAUUUUGCAAUUUAUUACUGAAGUCCACAGCUUUUAUAAACAACAAAGAAGUCUGUUGAAGCCAAUUAUAGUCCAUUGCGGCAAUGGCAUCGGCAGAACAGGUGUGUUUAUGUUGGUAUACACAUGUAUGCAAGACAUUGAACAUGGAAAAGGAGUAUCGGGAAUCAUGGAUGUGGCCAAGAAAAUGUUUCGUCAACGACGUCUAGCCAUGAAAGAAAAAUUACAGCUCAAAUAUGCAUAUGAAGCCAUCCUAUUCUAUACUCAAGACAUUUUAGCAAAAGAAGGAAUUCUGGUUAAAAAAGCCUCAUUUGGUGAUAAACUUCCACAUCCUGGAGAGAAAUCUAACCAGUGGACACCAACCGAAGAUGUCUUGUUUGGUUCUUCAAUGCCUGUUAAUAUUUUACGAACAAAUGUCGCAAAAAUGGGUCUCCAUGCUAUACAGCCUACUGCAGAGGAGAAAGGAACAUCGAUGGAACACCCAAAAUCAGGCUUAUCAGAAAAUCUUCCUGAUGUAGUACAACGAUCUGACAUAAAGGAAAAAGAACACGGGGCGGGUACAAGCCUAGAACAGCAGAGUGAUAGUGUGCACUGCAGUCCGAAACUGCCUCACUCUGGAUCAAACUCUUCUCUGAAAAGCCUGGAUUCGGCAUCACACAGGAGCUUAGAUUCAGUGUCACUGCCAAGUUUUGAUUCGGCGCCAGAAUCCAAAGAAGGAUCCCCAUUCCAUCAGCCGGUCAGGCCAGGGAACCAGCUGUCUUUGGCAGAUUUACAAAAUCCUCACACUUUUGACUUGGGAACCAGUGAAGGGAAAAAGAAAAUAACAAAAGCUAAUUUUCAGCAGAAAACCUCUGGACUGUCAGAUCGUUCUGGUGACCCAGCAGACCCAUUGAGUUCACUGGACCCACUUUGGUCCUUAAAUAAAUGAUUAUGUUUGAUGAAACAUUCCAUGAGAACUGAAUGCUGGGAUUUCUGCAGUUGUUGUAGAUGUUGCUUUUGAUGUUUGAUUUAGGUCACAUGGCUGAUCCCUUGACAAAAUGCUUGCUCCAUUUUUUUUUUUGGAAAAACAAAAUGUCUGUGAUUCAUGGUGAGAAAGCUGUCUUAAGUGUUGUGGAAACAUUACAUUUGUGCAUUGAAUACAUAUCUACCUUGCAUAAUAUAGAUAAUGCCUGUAAUCUUUUUGGUAUGGAAAAAAAAAUUAUGGCACAAUGAUAUUGUUAAUGAUUGUUUAAAGCAAUAUGAGCUGCAAUUUUCAUGAGGAGAUUUUUUUUAACAAAAAUGUUAUUUUCUACUAGAACGACAAAAACAUCACGGUUUUUAAAUUUCUUUUCGCCAAAUUUUUGUGAAAAGGGCCGUUAAAGAGCCUUAAUUGGAGGGAAAUUGAAUUAUUGUCGUCCUGUACAAAAAUUGAUUUGCUAUAUGUUCCUUAGAAGAGAUAUCUUUCCUUUGACAAAAAUUAAUGAUUUUUUCCAACCUUAUUUAUCAUAAAAGUUUAAGUUACAUGCAGACUUAGCAUACUAGCAGGUUUUUACAGCAAAAUAAAAUUCUAAAAAAUACAGCUCAUAUUGCUUUAAGGAAUCCAAUUUGUGAUGAAAUAAAGUAAACUCUUAAAAAAUUAUCAAUAUAAAUUGGUUUAAUUAUUUCAUGAAUGAACCUGUUUUUGUAUGAUUUGUUGAUGAGACUUUUAAGGGCAUUUCUGAGUAAUUAUGUACUUAUUCUAAAAGAACCCCUUGUUGUGCAACUGAUGAGCUAUUUAACGAGAGAUAGAUGUGUUUAUACUUGUAUUAUAUUGAGUGUUAUAUAUACUGUUAUUGUCCAUAAUGAACAUCCAAAAUAAAAUAAAGUUUUAUCAGUGUA
Magallana angulata is the source of this 8093-nucleotide messenger RNA. Its product is annotated as tyrosine-protein phosphatase non-receptor type 23-like. The transcript is spliced from 32 exons. The record is from RefSeq and is a predicted model, not a curated record. Bases 52 to 7164 code for a protein of 2370 amino acids. Gene Ontology annotation, biological process: endocytic recycling; protein transport to vacuole involved in ubiquitin-dependent protein catabolic process via the multivesicular body sorting pathway; early endosome to late endosome transport. Lineage: Eukaryota; Metazoa; Mollusca; Bivalvia; Ostreida; Ostreidae. Gene Ontology annotation, molecular function: protein tyrosine phosphatase activity; protein binding. Gene Ontology annotation, cellular component: endosome.